AGUAGCGAACGGACAUUCAAAGGGGGUGGUUGUCUCAAUUUCGUCCGUAACUGAUUUUUCAACAACAGUCACGUAGUAUCAGCUUUGAAAAUAUUGUGGAUCAGAAAAAUCUAUAAAAAUUUUAAAUUCAUUGGAUUUUUGUGAAAAUUUGAGUAAUUUUGGACAAGGAAACAUGAUGCCUUCUAGGUGAAGAAGCCAGUGUAACAAGUUUGGAAAGGCUGUGUAAAAAUUAUCGUCAAACAUGUAUGGAUUCGUCAACUACGCUUUGGAACUGCUGGUGCUGAAAACUUUCGGUGAAGAAAAAUGGGAAGAGAUAAAGAAAGCAGCAGACAUUUCAAUGGAAGGCCAAUUCUUAGUUCGACAAAUUUACGAGGACGAUAUCACGUACAGCCUUAUUGGAUCUGCUGUCAAUAUUCUCAACAUACCAGCAAAUAUGAUUCUGGAACUUUUCGGAAAAAUGUUCUUCGAGUUCUGCCAAGACUCAGGGUACGACAAAAUUCUUCAGGUGCUAGGAGCUACACCCAGAGAUUUCUUACAGAAUUUGGACGCACUUCACGACCAUUUGAGCACCAUCUACCCGGGCAUGCGCGCUCCUUCCUUCAGAUGCACAGAACGGCCGGAAGAUGGCGCUCUAGUGCUGCACUACUACUCAGAUCGGCCAGGCCUUGAACACAUUGUCAUCGGCAUUGUCAAGACAGUGGCUAGCAAACUGCACGACACAGAGGUUGAGGUGGAAAUUCUACGCACGAAAGAGGAAUGCGAUCAUGUGCAGUUCCUCAUUACGGAAAAGUCCGGCAGAGGAAAAGUGGCCAGUACGCCAAUGGAGGAAAUUCAAACAAUGUCACUCGAAUCGAAAGUAAGUCCAGCCACAUUUUGUCAUGUGUUUCCGUUUCAUCUGAUGUUCGACAGACAACUGGUGAUACAGCAGACUGGAGCCACCAUUUCUCGAGUCAUGCCGUCUGCCAAUUACCCCGGAUGUAAACUGACUGACCUCCUGGAUCCAAUUAGACCUCACCUGGAAUUGACGUUCGACAAUAUUCUAGCCCACAUCAAUCAGGUCUACGUGCUGAAAACAAAAGAAGGAGUCAUGAAAACUGAAUCGGACCCCGCCUUCAGGAAUAUCAGGUUGAAGGGUCAAAUGCUGUACGUUCCUGAAUCAGAUGUAAUCAUAUUUCUAUGCUAUCUAAGCAUAGCCAAUCUGGAUGAUUUAACAAGGCGAGGCCUGUACAUUGGCGAUAUCCCCCUACACGACGCGACCAGAGAUUUGGUUCUGAUGAGUGAACAAUUUGAGGCCGAUUACAAAUUGACCCGAAAUUUGGAAAUUCUCACCGAUAAAUUGCAGCACACUUACCGACAGUUGGAUAGUGAGAAGAAUAAAACUGAUCAAUUGCUCUACUCAGUACUGCCUCCGUCGGUCGCGAACGAACUACGUCACAUGCGUCCAGUUGCGCCCAAACGCUACGACAGUGUGACGCUUCUGUUCAGCGGGGUGGUCGGAUUCAAGGACUUUUGCGCAGCCAACACUGACGCCAAUGGAGCCAUCAAGAUUGUCAACCUGCUCAAUCAGCUCUACACCGCUUUCGACACGCUCACAGAUCCUAAAAAGAAUCCUAACGUCUAUAAGGUGGAAACAGUGGGAGACAAAUACAUGGCAGUGAGUGGACUACCGGAGCUAUGCAAUACGCAUGCGCAGUGCAUGGCAAGAUUGGCCCUUGAUAUGAUGGAUCUCAGCCAGAAAGUCAUAGUAGAUGGUCAGCCUGUGAAAAUCACAAUCGGUAUCCACUCGGGCGAAGUUGUAACAGGAGUGAUAGGCAACAGAAUGCCGCGCUACUGCCUAUUUGGCAACACUGUCAACCUGACUAGCAGAACUGAGACCACAGGAGCUGAGGGGAAAAUCAACGUGUCUGAAACAUGUUACAGCCUCCUAAACAGGCCAGACAACGAGGACCCCCAAUUCCAUUUCGAGUACAGAGGACCAAUCACAAUGAAGGGGAAAAAGGAUCCUAUGAAAAUUUGGUUUCUCACCCGCAGUCAGGAAUAUAUUGUAUAAUUUCAUUUACAGUAUUAUGAAUUCCAAGUCUUGAGAUUAAAUUUCAGAGCAAUAAACGCUCAAUGAAGCAUUAAAGUCCUUCAAAACAGACAAUCAAUGGUACCCUUCUUUAUAAAUAAUGUUGAUGUGACGUUUUCCACAUUCUCAAAAUAGGUAAGUCUUCUUAUGAUACCGUACGUAUGUCAAUAUUUAUCAAAAAAUUCAACUGAAGAUGUUUUUCUGCUGUUGAUAUGUAACAAUGUUGUUCUCAUAGACAUAGACUAUAAGUUUCUCUACAGUAUGUUACCUUUUUUGCUGUUGUGUCCAGGUUUCAACGUAUUGAGGUUCAUCUUCCAUGUAAAAACGUUUAGUACAGAAUAUUGAGGCUGUGCAAAGGCUAAAAAUAAUUUUUUACCAGUGAUAUUUUUCAAAGUUUUUCGAUUUGUAUAUCAUCAAGCUAUCAAAAUGAAAAAGGUUCUCGAGAAACAUUUUUUUUUCGA
This is a messenger RNA of Nilaparvata lugens (brown planthopper), 2529 nucleotides long. RefSeq names its product guanylate cyclase soluble subunit beta-1 (gene Gycbeta100B). Bases 242 to 2050 code for a protein of 602 amino acids. The transcript has 14 exons. NCBI's taxonomy places the organism in Eukaryota, Metazoa, Arthropoda, Insecta, Hemiptera, Delphacidae. Gene Ontology annotation, cellular component: guanylate cyclase complex, soluble. Gene Ontology annotation, molecular function: heme binding; guanylate cyclase activity. Gene Ontology annotation, biological process: response to oxygen levels; cGMP biosynthetic process. The record is from RefSeq and is a predicted model, not a curated record.